Molecule: messenger RNA, 2967 nt
Organism: Rhagoletis pomonella (apple maggot)
Lineage: Eukaryota; Metazoa; Arthropoda; Insecta; Diptera; Tephritidae
Gene: dbo
Product: kelch-like protein diablo
Exons: 8
Coding region: 619-2427 (602 amino acids)
Molecular function (GO): protein binding
Source: RefSeq, a predicted model, not a curated record
AUUGGUCAAUUCAAGUUCACAUGCAAUACAUAGUGAUACAGCUGGCAGCGCUGCCAGUCGGAUGCGUGUUGGUGUUUGUGCAGUAAGGUGAAUCGAGAAAAAGUGACGAUUUUCCUAUGUUUUCAUGAAAAUUAUUGCGGAAUACUUACAAAAUUGGUGAAAAAAUAUCAAAGAUGAGUGCAGAUAUAAAAAUAACGCAAUAAUAAGUUAAUUUCCUGUUGGUGAUCGCAUUAAGAUUACAUUUGCAAACUCUUCCUUGCAAAAUCGAACGAAAGAUAGGGCAAACGCAGCAGCUGAACGGUGUGGCACAAGCUAGGGCGGUGGUAGCAAUCACGCAGGCGAACAAUUUGGUGGAGGGUCGGCGGUUGCUUAGCUGAGGGCACAAAAAAGUGUGAAAAAUAAAAAUCGACGUACACUUUGUAUUUGUCGCAAUUGAAAAGUUUUACAUAUAAGAAAUUUCAAUGCAACGAAGCUACUGAGGAAACUGCGAAAAUUGCAUUUUCGAGAAUUGCUACUUGGAGUUGGUCGUGGUGUUUUGGGCUUGUCGUUGACAAAAACGCUAAGAUAGACGCGGUGUGGGGUUGGGCAUCUGCCCCGCUGCGUUUAGCGGCGAACAGGAUGGGCGAUCCUAUGCUGCCAGGUGCGGCCGGUAGCGCUGGCGCCUCCACCGGUGCUAUAGAUCGGCCUCCGUCACCUGCACGACUUUCGCACACCUCGGAAAAGCACCCCAAGGUAACAUUGUCCGAAUUGAAUAUGCUGCGGCGCCAUCGCGAACUUUGUGAUGUGGUACUCAAUGUUGGCGGUCGCAAGAUAUUUGCGCAUCGUGUCAUCCUCUCUGCAUGCAGUCCCUACUUUCGCGCCAUGUUCACUGGCGAGCUGGAGGAAUCACGACAAACUGAAGUAACCAUACGUGAUAUUGACGAAAAUGCCAUGGAACUACUCAUCGAUUUUUGCUACACUGCUCAUAUCAUUGUCGAAGAAUCCAAUGUGCAGACUUUAUUGCCAGCUGCUUGCUUGUUGCAAUUAGUCGAAAUACAAGAUAUUUGCUGCGAAUUUCUCAAGCGUCAAUUGGAUCCAACCAAUUGCUUGGGCAUACGCGCCUUUGCCGAUACUCACUCAUGUCGAGAACUUUUGCGCAUCGCGGACAAAUUCACACAACACAACUUCCAGGAAGUAAUGGAAAGCGAAGAAUUUUUGCUGCUGCCAGUCGGACAGCUUGUAGACAUCAUUUGUAGUGAUGAAUUGAACGUACGUUCAGAGGAGCAAGUUUUCAAUGCUGUCAUGUCUUGGCUGAAAUAUAAUGUUGCUGAUCGUCGUCAGCAUUUGGCACAGGUACUGCAACAUGUGCGCCUCCCACUUUUGUCACCGAAAUUUCUUGUCGGCACUGUUGGCUCAGAUUUGUUGGUGCGCUCCGAUGAAGCUUGCCGUGAUCUCGUCGAUGAAGCCAAGAACUAUUUGCUAUUACCACAGGAACGUCCACUAAUGCAAGGUCCGCGCACGCGUCCACGUAAACCUACGCGUCGUGGUGAAGUGCUAUUCGCAGUCGGUGGUUGGUGUUCAGGUGAUGCCAUUGCCUCCGUUGAACGCUUUGAUCCACAAACGAAUGAUUGGAAAAUGGUUGCACCGAUGAGUAAACGCCGUUGUGGCGUCGGCGUUGCUGUGCUCAAUGAUUUGCUCUAUGCUGUUGGUGGACAUGAUGGGCAAAGUUAUUUGAAUAGCAUUGAGCGUUACGAUCCACAAACGAAUCAAUGGUCUUGUGAUGUUGCGCCGACCACCUCAUGCCGCACUAGUGUAGGCGUAGCGGUGCUUGAUGGGUUUUUGUACGCUGUCGGCGGACAAGAUGGUGUACAGUGUCUGAAUCAUGUUGAACGCUACGAUCCUAAGGAAAAUAAAUGGUCAAAGGUUGCACCGAUGACUACGCGUCGUUUGGGUGUGGCUGUAGCUGUAUUAGGUGGUUAUCUCUAUGCUAUUGGUGGCUCUGACGGCCAAUGCCCAUUAAAUACUGUUGAACGCUAUGACCCAAGGCAAAAUAAGUGGUGUGCCGUCAAUCCCAUGUCCACUCGCCGCAAACAUUUGGGGUGCGCUGUCUUUAAUAACUACAUAUAUGCCGUCGGAGGGCGUGAUGAUUGCAUGGAAUUGUCUUCAGCAGAGCGCUAUAACCCGCAUACAAAUACAUGGAGUCCCAUUGUGGCGAUGACAUCGCGUCGCAGCGGCGUUGGCUUGGCCGUAGUAAAUGGACAGCUAUAUGCCGUUGGCGGAUUUGAUGGCUCGGCCUACUUAAAAACAAUUGAAGUUUAUGAUCCCGAAACAAACCAAUGGCGUUUGUGUGGUUGUAUGAAUUACAGACGUUUAGGUGGUGGCGUAGGUGUAAUGAGAGCACCACAGACUGAAAACUAUAUGUGGAUACGCAAAGAUUCUGUUGUUUGAUUGAACCCAGAGGUGUGUUAUUAUUGAAGCCGUGGCUACGCUAUAACUAUUUUGCGUUGCUACGGUACAUUUUAAGGCUCUUAAGCUUAAACUAAAUUUAUAAUAAGCAAAGGAUAUAAAACACUACACCCAUAAAAAUAAAUAAAAUCGAAUAACCUACACAUAUAAAAUUAAUUAAAAAUUAUAUAAAAUUAAGUGCGCAUGAAUUCCAUUUACAAAAGAUAAAAUAAAAUGCGUUGUUUGCCGGUUGCCUGUGAUGAUAAUGUGGAUUGUGUAUUGGGGCGAACGGCAGUUAUGCGUUUAGCCAAAUAUCACUUUAUAAAUUUAUUAACCAAGCAUUUCCACACAGCUAUUUUGAACAGCUCUAUGUCCCGUGCGCUGUAAUAGCAGUUGGCAAGCAAUUGCUUACAAACAAAUAUAAAGGCAAUGCUGUAGCCUAUGCAGUGCACGGGACACGCAAACCUAUUGAUUUGUAACUGAAUAAAAAUGCGUUAAGCUAAGAAUAUAAUAGAUGAAAAGAAAUUGAAAUAUAUUAAAAAA